GUGAGAAACCAGGAUACUGAAUUCGGUUGCUAGUUCCUGCUGCACAAUAGUGGGCCCGAGGGAAAAUUCUCCAUGCAGUGCGGGUAUACGCUGACUUUUGAACUGCUGAAACUGCUAUGGAAUGCAAGAGUUAGAUUUGUGGCUGAUGCAGCGCCUAUUUCAAGCGAAGUUCUUCCGAGCGUGGUGCGGGAGCCAAGCCCGGGAACUCGCUUGUUCAUGGUCUUUAAGAGUAUCUACGUUAGUGACGAGAAAUGCUGGGAAGCAAAAGGUGUUUCCCACCCGCUUUUGCUAUCGAACGUGCAGAGACGUGGCCCCAGUUUUGCCGCUGAGCCCAGCGCAGCUCUAGGCCUUUGUGUACAAACCACACCCACACGCUCCCUUCGCCGGCCUACGCCGAGCAUUUGCUGCCGGCAGCCGCGGUUAUACUUUUACUCAUAGCGGCGGCGGGGCGGCAGUGCAGCUGUUCCUUACACAGGUCAGAAGAAACUGCUGCAUGUCGUAGAGAAGAAGUAGCUACUCUGCCCUUGACUGUUGUUCGUGGCCGGCCGGCUGCCCGGCCAGGCCCGUGCUCCAUUCGCCUGGCACUCGCCCCUUGCUUGCAGUGCGCCCACCCGCUAUGUAUGACUACGACCAGGUCACUGCCUUCCUGGGCAAGUGGGGCCCUUUCCAGCGCCUCAUCUUCUUCCUGCUCAGCGCCAGCAUCAUCCCCAACGGCUUUAACGGGCUCUCCGCCGUCUUCCUGGCCGGCACCCCCGAGCACCGGUGCCGGGUGCCCGCCAGCGCCAACCUGAGCAGCGAGUGGCUCAACAACAGCAUCCCCCUGGAGGAGCGCGACGGGCGGCAGGUGCUCAGCCGCUGCCGCCGUUACCGCCUGGAGGCCCUGGCCCACUUCUCCGCCACGAACCUGGAGCCCGGCCGCGACGUCAACCUCAGCCAGGUGGAGCAGGAGAAGUGCCUGGACGGCUGGGAGUACAGCCGAGAGCCCUACCUCUCCACCAUCGUCAGCGAGUGGGAUCUUGUGUGUGACAACGACUGGAAAUCACCCCUAACUACCUCUUUAUUCUUUGUGGGCGUACUGUUUGGAUCCUUUAUAUCUGGACAACUUUCAGACAAAUUUGGUAGGAAGAAUGUACUGUUUCUAACCAUGGGAAUCCAGACUGGCUUUGGCUUCCUCCAGAUCUUCUCAACGAGCUGGGAGAUGUUUUCCAUCCUCUUUCUCAUUGUUGGAAUGGGGCAGAUCUCUAAUUACGUGGCAGCGUUUGUGCUCGGCACAGAAAUUCUUGGCAAAUCAAUCCGUAUUGUAUACUGCACAUUAGGCGUUUGCAUAUUUUAUGCAUUUGGCUAUAUGUUGCUGCCAUUGUGUGCUUACUUCAUCAGAGAAUGGCGGAUGCUACUACUGGCUCUUACUGUACCUGGUCUCCUGUACAUUCCACUGUGGUGGUUCAUUCCAGAAUCCCCUCGGUGGCUGCUUGCACAAGGAAGGGUUCAGGAAGCAGAAGACAUCAUUCGGAAAGCUGCAGAAAAGAACCAUGUUACAGCUCCAGAUGUAAUAUUUGAUCCUAUUAAGGUACAAGAUUUGAACUCCCAGGAACAGCAGACAUACAGCAUUUUGGACCUAGUGAGGACUCGAAAUAUCCGAUCUAUCACUAUCAUGUGUGUGAUUUUAUGGAUGGUCAUUUCCAUAGGCUACUUUGGCCUCUCUCUGGAUACCCCGAACUUACAUGGAAACGUCUAUAUCAAUUGCUUCCUUUCAGCAGUAAUUGAAGUCCCAGCUUAUACCAUCUCCUGGCUGCUCCUCCAAUAUCUCCCCCGGCGGUAUUCUAUGGCAGCAGUCUUGUUCUUAGGAGGAUGUGUUCUUCUUUUUAUUCAGUUGGUGCCUACAUACCUUAGUGUUGUGUCCAUUACCCUGAUGAUGAUUGGAAAGUUUGGAAUCACAUCCUCAUUCUCAAUGGUUUAUGUCUACACUGCUGAGCUCUACCCAACGGUUGUGAGAAACAUGGGAGUCGGUGCCAGUUCAAUGGCCUCCAGAUUUGGCAGCAUCCUCUCACCUUACUUUGUAUAUCUUGGUGCUUAUGAUAGAUUUCUUCCCUACAUUUUAAUGGGAAGCUUGACAGUGCUGACAGGAAUCCUGACCCUGUUUCUUCCAGAAAGUUAUGGUGCACCUCUCCCUGACACCAUUGAGCAGAUGCUCAGAGUUAAAGGAAUUAAAUACAGGAGUGCAUCUAAAAGCCAAAGGAGAUUAAAGUAUGGAGAAGAAAAUUCAGUGAUUCUAAAAAACACAUCUUUGUGAUGAAGCUACAUUGCAUACUAUAUUAUGAACUAAAAAAGUACUUAAACAUUUCCUUUAAUUUACUUCCAGAAAGGACUAAUGAAAGCACUUUUUGUAAAAUCAACUUAUUUAUUAAGCAUACAUUCAUUUUUGUGAAUGUAAGUAUUGUAUAUCCAACUGUGGAAUCUCUGCCAGCAAUUGUACAAAUUACACAGAACAAUGUUAGAGAAGGUAGAGAUGGGGGGGAGGUCUGUUCGCCUUUAGAGCCCUUUAUUGACAAAUACCCUUUUUGUGAGAUCAAGGUUUUAAAACAUGCUUGAAGAUCCAGAUUGACGGACUGACUUCACUAUUCAUUAUACACUGGCAAAAGGUGAAACAUGUUAUCGACUUUAAAUCUUGGUCAAGUAUCACCACCCAGCUUAGGAUGCUGUUUCUGUUCAGAAAACCUUAAGCUUAAAAUGAUGUGGAUGCUAAACACUACACAAAUGUUUUUAUGCAAUACAACAUUUAUGCUGAUUUUUGAAAAUCAGCAUCUGACAAAAAAUGAGAGAUGUAUUUCACAUGCAAAACAUUGGCAGUCUAGUUUUAUUUGCCAGCCUACCUUUCUUAUUUCAGAAAACCGCUGGGUGCCGUUGUUUACAUCUGGGAAUGACAUUUUGCCUUAUUUAGGCAUAUAUUUAUUUUUUAAAAUAUUCCAUUGCAUCUGUAACUCUUCUCUUUCAAUACUCCAUAAGUUGAUUUUUCUCUUAAGUUGCCUCUAACUCUGAAAGGCAGUAGAAGCUAGUACAUAUCUGUAUUUCCAAAUCCUUUGGUCUUUUCCCAUCUCUGCCUAAACUAUCUUCAGUUACAUACUAGGUAUGUAAUAAAGUUACUUAUAAUACAGAGCUUGCUCUCAAUGAACCAGUCAGGUGCCUUCAACUUGAUGAAAAACAUAACUGUUGCCUUUUGGGAACAGAGUGCAUUAUUUUAAAUGAGUAUCAUGAAAUUAUAAAAACAAGUCUUGUGCCUAAGCAGCUGUGUCAAAUCUACCAAGAAACCUUACCUAUGCGUAAGGUCAGAGCUACAUUGAUUACAUUGGUUGCUCUUUCCUUUCAGCCAAAAUGUUAAUUUGAACAUUGAAUUACAUUAUGAAAGAGGUAAAUAUUCUUUUUUUGUGAUACAAAUGUGCCUUUUAAACAGUUGAAUAUAAAGUCGUGUCAUAUUGUAUAUUUUGUUUUAAUAAUUUAUUAGCUGUCUCGGAGGUUUUUAAUGACAGAGGUAAUACAUAAAUAUCGUAAAUUAAUAAAACUUGUUUUUAUAAACGGAGUUGCUAGAGAGCAUUUGCUUCUGUUGUUUGAAGACAUUCCAGAAAUUAUGUGCAAUUUAUCAUCAUAUGAAUGUACCACUCUUCCCAAUUCUUGCUGACGGCUGCUCUCUCUGAUUUUGAUUGGUCUUUACUAUCAAGAACUUUACUAUAGUUGCCCACAUGAUGGUACCAGAUAGUGGGCCAGUACCUUUUGAUAAAAAGUUGGGGUAUAAGUAUUCUAAAUGGGUGAAGACUAUAGCUUUCCCAGUGCUCCAGUUUCUGAAUUUCUUAAAACUGCUCUUCUUGCCCUAAUAAGAGCUAUCAUACUUAAUCAUACUUAUUUAGUAGUUGCACUAGUAUUAAAGUGACCUGCUGGAUGAUACCUACAAGAUCACUGCAAAACCCUUCAGAAGUCCUUCACUUUUCUGCACUAUUUUGUAUGCCUUUCUGUUCUUUUUUAAUUAAAAAAAUAUUUCCUCCCCUUUUUUUUCUUUUGAGGCUGUUGCAUUCCCUCCUGGCAAUAUUUUUUAAAAAAUUGGUUCCCUAGCACCACCAUCUGGCAAGACUAAUCCCAUGCUAAUCUUCAUGUGCUGUUUAAAGGCAGUGGAGCUUCAAAAGAGUAUCACAGUAUGCUCUCAAGGGGCUCUUUUAAAAAAGUCGGAGAGAGGAAAAAUGGAAUCAGCUCAAAGGUAGAGCUGCCUCUUUUGUAUACCUAAAAGUGUUCUUGGGAUUGUGGCCUUGGUACAUACAAAAUCAUGCUUUCAUCAAAGAUUUCUUUUCAGAUGUUCAGUGUUGAUUUGGAAAUAAUUUAUUCAUGAAAUAUUUGCAUUUUAAUUGGGAUAUAAUAUUAAUUCAAAAUAAAAACCAAAUCCUUUUUUAAAAAAAAUGUUGUGGUAGUCUUCUGGAAACCAUCUUCAUUCUUGUAUUGAUUAUCUAGGGUGAUUUGGGGUACUUUAUUAUUUUUCAAACAUUCCAGUUUUCUUAUUUCACUUUUAACUGCAUGUUUUGUAGAUUUUUGUACCCCAUAUUUCCCUCUCCUGGCUCAUGGUUUUGGUCUGUGUUGCUCUGUAGUCACUAUGCCUUCGUAUCUAAUUCUUCCUGAUGCUUCCUCAUCUCUGUGUAUUCCCUGAAUUUUUUUAAUGUCCAUUGGCCAAGAGAUGUUAGGAAGAUGUGGCUUCUCCCUUAACUGCAGCACCAUAAUGGGAGAAGUUGCACCAGAAGGAUUCUUGCCACUACAUGUAAGGAGAGCAAAGGCAGCUAUUUAAAAUUGGAUGAUACCACUCGUAUAUGCUUCACAUUACACUGUUUCUAAAUUUGAGUCACCAUAAAAAAAUAAUAAUGGUUUGCAUUUGAUUUACCAUCCUGUUAGCUAGUUACACAUAUUGUGAAAGAAAACUAAAAAAUAUCCUUGGCAGAGGGACAAGAAAACUGUAAAAAGCAAGUAAUAUUUGAAACAUGGUUUAUUGGGGGAAGGGAGACAGCCAGAGCAAGGAGUAAGAAUAAAAAGCCCACCUUCCUCUUUUCAUUACAGUACAAGUAACACCCACAUAUUGGGGGAAGAUGAACAUACAAUUUUGUCUAAGUCUGCUGAACCCAUGUUUGUGAAAAAAUACCAUAUUUGUGUGAAGCAGUAUUUUAUUAA
Messenger RNA from Rhineura floridana, 5196 nucleotides. RefSeq names its product organic cation/carnitine transporter 2-like. Gene Ontology annotation, cellular component: membrane. Gene Ontology annotation, molecular function: ATP binding; transmembrane transporter activity. NCBI's taxonomy places the organism in Eukaryota, Metazoa, Chordata, Lepidosauria, Squamata, Rhineuridae. The transcript is spliced from 10 exons. The coding region runs from base 617 to 2290 and encodes 557 amino acids. Gene Ontology annotation, biological process: carnitine transport; transmembrane transport. The record is from RefSeq and is a predicted model, not a curated record.